UUAAACCCAACCUUUUUUUCUCGACUAUCUCUCUUACACCAACCACUUUCUGUUUUCAUUUCUCUUACAGUAGAGAAACUAAGCCAAAGGAAAAAGCUCCUUUUCUUUUUCCUACCCUUUUGCUUCAGAAAAUUUCUGGGUUCUUUUUUUUUCCUUCCUGGGAUUUAAGCUUAGGUGUUUAAUGGGGUUCAAGGAAGUGAAGUUUUGAAUCGUGAAGUUUUUUUUUUUUUGUGGAAAAUGGGGGAAGCAGAGAAGGGUUCAAUGUUAAAGCAGACACUUAAAAAUCUUUGUUGCAGUAAUGGGUGGUGUUAUGGUGUUUUUUGGCGCUUUGAUCAGAGAAAUUCCAUGUUGUUAACAAUGGAAGAUGCCUACUAUGAAGAACAAAUGAGGCCAUUGUUUAACAGUAUACUUCAAAAAUUCCACAUCCUGGGUGAAGGGAUCAUUGGCCAAGCUGCUUUCACAGGAAAGCAUCGAUGGAUUUUCUCAGACUCCUAUGGUAAAAGUUCAAAUAGUUACACUGGAAAUCAAAUUACAUUUCAGGAUGAAUCUGAGUUACAAAAUCAAUUUUCAUGUGGGAUCAAGACAAUAGCAAUAAUCUCUUUGGGAAGACAAGGAAUGGUUCAGGUUGGAUCCACACAAAAGAUUUUAGAGAGAUUGGACUUUUUGGAUGAAACAAAGAAGAUAUUUUGUGGUGUGGGGAGUUUUCAUGGGUUUACCCCUUUGGAAAUUGAAGCUUGCAAUCAAGACGAUCGUUUUGCGGCACUAGGAUCACGUGGAAAUAUUUACAAUGAGAAUCUGGCAACUGAACUGUAUGGCUUCCCUAGAGAGCCAAAAGGGUGGCCAUGUUCCUUAAAAAAUGCCACUGAAUCCUCCAUUUUCAUGCGCGAGAUUCGAGACCCAAGUGUGAACUCGGUGGUACAGAACUUACCUCAUCUCAGAAAUCAACUGCAAACAAGUAAUGCAGAAGCUCUAUCUUUAUCGUCCGGUAAGAUCUCUCCUGUUAACUGCUUGGCUGCUUAUACCCCUUGCACUAGUACAUGGCGUAGUGAGGGUUCAAUUUUAACUUCAUUUGAGACAUCAUUUCCAUCGGAAAGUGGAAUAUGGGAUUCACCGAAUAUGCUUCCUAAGGCAAACGAUCUUGCAGUCAGUGGAAAUAUGGAACAAAAGUUGCAAGGUGCUUCGACAUUCAGUUCACUUUACGGCAUAGGGGAACUUGUUGAUGCAGAAUUACCUACUCUAGACAGCUAUGGGAAAACAGCUGAGUAUCAAUGUUCUUUUGGCACUAACAACGGCCUUCUUGAUGAUGCGAUUAACCUACAAAGAAUCACUGAGGAGUUUAACCCAGCUGACUUUACAAUAGAUCUCUGUAACUCCUUUAAUCUGGAUGAUCUUUCUCAGUUGUUUUCUCCUUUGCCCCGGCAUGACAUCAAUGGAACAGGAGCUACUAUCAUUAGUGAUGUUUCAUCUUCAGUGGGAGUUACAUCAGUGUCAUCUGCUCUCGUUGGAGGUGAUACCUUAGUUGACAUUCCUGUCCGACAAACAGCUAAUUCAUUGCAAAGCUCCACCACUGAAGCAUCCAUAUCUAAUGCAGAGAAAUCUACCAUUGUUCAUGAUAACGGGACUGAUCUGUUCGAUGGUGUGGGGAUUGAUUAUGCAUUUGGAAAAACUGGGGAGUCCUUGGAAGAUAUUAUUGUGCCAUUGCUACAUGGUGAUAACUCAACUGUUACUUCAGGAUUGUCGGAAACCAUUUCGCAAUUGGAUGCCCGUGCCAUGAAUGGCAAGCGAAAAGGCUUAUUCUCUGAACUAGGCCUUGAAAAGCUUCUAGAUGGUGUUAACAAUUCUUCUCAUGCCACGAAAUCUAGUGUUGAGGAUCAACUUUCUAUUACUAAAAGAAGGAAAACUGAAAGUUCUUCGUCUAGUUUUUGUCAAGGUCAGUUUGUGGGUCUUUCUUACUCUGCCGGGAGCAUGAAUCCAGUGCAUCAUUCACAUACUAUAUUCAACAAAGACAUUCAUCGAAAAUCACAAGUUGGUGCGUGGAUAGAUGAUAGCUACAGUGUAAAUGGUGGCCAAGCUGUUGCUGCAACUUCAAAGAAGCCAGCCAAGAAAAGAGCUAAACCUGGUGAAAGUACUCGACCCAGGCCCAAAGACCGUCAGUUGAUCCAAGAUCGUAUAAAAGAGUUGAGAGGGAUUAUCCCACACAAUGGAAAGCCAUUGAGCAUUGAUCAUUUACUGGAGCAGACUAUCAAAUACCUGAUUUUCUUGCAAGGCGUGACAAAAUAUGCGGACAAGAUUAAACAAGCUGAUGAACCAAAGAUUAUCGGCAACGAGGAUGGAAUGCUUCCAAAACAUAACAUGAUAAGUGGUGGUGCUACAUGGGCAUUUGAAGUUGGGGCUCAGAGUAUCCCUAUUGUAGUUAAGGACCUAAAUCCACCUGGCCAAAUGCUUAUAGAGAUGCUCUGUGAAGAUCAAGGAUUCUUUCUUGAAAUAGCAAAUGUUAUUCGGGGCAUUGGGUUGAAUAUCUUGAGGGCGGUGAUGGAGCUCCAAGAAGACAAGAUAUGGGCACGGUUCAUUGUUGAGGCAAAGGAGCAAGUUGAAAGGACAUGUAUAAUCUGGUCUCUUCUCCCGCUUCUGCAACAGACAGGCGGCAGUGGGAUUGAUUCUGCCAGUCAGCCAAGCAAUGACGUGAAUGGUGGGAUUCCGCUAUCAAACAAUUACCUGCAACCUUUUCCGCUACCUCCUCUCAACACGGCUGAGACAUUUCAAUAAUUAGAACACACAUUUAAGGGUUCCAGAAGUACCUUGAGCAUUGACAUCUAAAGGGCCUGCGGUGAUUGGUGUUCUGGUAAUUGAAAAGCCAAAACUGAAGAUUUCGUUGCAUUUUCAACUUCCUUUAGACAUAAUGUAUAUGGUUGACUAGGAAAUAUUCUCAAAGGAGCAGCAAGCGAUUUGUCUGCACCCCAUACCAUCUCUGAAAAAGUGAGGAGAGACCAUGGAAUGGUGGAGCAUGCCUACACAAGUAGCAAGAACCUGAUCGAAACUCAUUUCAUCAUCUGCGGACCAAGCUGGUUUGAAUUAUAGAUCUUAGUUUUUAGCUUAUUGCAUGCUGCUCCUGCAAUAGUUUGUUCAUAAUCCAAAGCAAAUGACACAGUUGUAGGCUAACAGCUAAUUAAUUUUUUUUUCUUGGUCCUUUUGUGGUUGUUUGAUUAGCAAAAAAUCAAAUAGAAUUAGCUUGCUUUGUCUCCCCAAA
Gossypium raimondii (Peruvian cotton) is the source of this 3247-nucleotide messenger RNA. Its product is annotated as transcription factor bHLH157. The transcript is spliced from 10 exons. Gene Ontology annotation, molecular function: protein dimerization activity; DNA-binding transcription factor activity. The coding region runs from base 238 to 2766 and encodes 842 amino acids. The record is from RefSeq and is a predicted model, not a curated record. Gene Ontology annotation, biological process: regulation of DNA-templated transcription. Lineage: Eukaryota; Viridiplantae; Streptophyta; Magnoliopsida; Malvales; Malvaceae.